Molecule: messenger RNA, 4414 nt
Organism: Lytechinus pictus (painted urchin)
Lineage: Eukaryota; Metazoa; Echinodermata; Echinoidea; Temnopleuroida; Toxopneustidae
Product: protein mono-ADP-ribosyltransferase PARP16-like
Exons: 6
Coding region: 826-1833 (335 amino acids)
Biological process (GO): endoplasmic reticulum unfolded protein response
Cellular component (GO): endoplasmic reticulum tubular network; membrane; nuclear envelope
Molecular function (GO): NAD+ poly-ADP-ribosyltransferase activity; protein serine/threonine kinase activator activity; kinase binding
Source: RefSeq, a predicted model, not a curated record
AGUGUAGAUAUCUAACGUUAGCUUAUAGACGGAUGCAUAUGCAUGCGCCACGCGGCGUCUACGCUAUACCGGUACUAGCCGCGCCAAAAACCAUACCACAUUCUCAUUCGCAUGGUCAAUUAAGAGUUUUAUGGAAAGCAGCGCGUUUCACCUGUAUUUAUUUGAAUUAAUAUUAUUUCAUUUUUACUUGGGUAUAAUGAUUUGGAAGAAUUAUAAUUAAAAAUAUUAUUCAAAGUUAAAGGUGUACAAUGAUUUUGUUUCUUUGUAAGCCUUUUUCAGUAUUAUUAUUAAAUUUUACCUCAUUAUGUUAUGAUUCCAAAGUAGCGUUCCAUAAAGCAAGAUCUCCGAAUUUAGGGAAAUUCCCGAAAUUUAAUGGAUAAUAAAUCAAUUUCAAUUGAGGAAAAGUCCAGCUAAAUUUUGUAAAAAGAGCAGUUCAUGCGCCAGCCUCCAACUCCAGCAGUAACAAAUCAUAUCUAGCUAGUUUGUGGGAUUUUGUCUGCAGAACACGUCAACAACAAUCCUCAACUUGAUCGCUGAGCUGAGCCAAAUAAGUGCAUUCAAUUUCAAUACCGGUAAUAAUAAUACUACUAGUGACGUGUCCAUAACUUUUGCACAGCCACGGCGCAGCCACAGCUCAGGCGCAGGCCAGCCUGCUGCAGAAGCCAGAAGCUCAAUUACUUAGGAAUCAGUGUCGGUGUUUAUCUUUUAUGUCAUGUGUCGUCGACAAAGCUCUAGCUCUCCCAUAUCCUCAUGGAUGCCAUCUCACUGUUGAGAACUUAAUUAAAAUUCUAAACUAAGUAAGAUUAAGAACAAGUGAAAGUCAAAAUGGGGGAGAUUGAUACACAAUUACAAACGAGUGUAGUGGAGCUUGUGAAAAGUGAUGUUCUUGCAGCAGAUUUGAGAUGGAGCUUAUUUAUUGGAGCAUUGGACAGCUACCGGCAUGACAGUGUUCUGAGGCCAUAUCCACCGGGCCCUCAUCUACUUACACCAGACGGGGAAAAGGAUUUCAAUGCAUUGAAAUCUGUUGCUGGGCGGAUCCCUAACAUGAAGAUGAUAUUAGAGGGAAGAGGAUUGAGUGGUAUGCAGCAAGAGGAAUGGGACCUUCUAAAGUGGGUCCUGGAACCAAAUAUCUUCUCUGUGAAAUCAGUAGAUGUAGAGAAAAAGUACCGUGCUAUUCAAGAUUUGACCGGUGCAGCAAGCUACGAGGUGAAACCAAGCUUUAUCUUUGAAGUGGAGUACCAUUCUGCUGCAGGUGACAGGUUCAAGACCCUGAGUGAAGAGUACGAUGUACUCUAUGCCUACCAUGGCAGUAGAUGGGAUAACUUUCAUUCCAUCACAAGCAAUGGCCUUCAUGCACAUAUGAGCAAGAACACUCUGUAUGGUGAGGGCACCUAUUUAUCCAGUGACCUGGCAGUAUCCUUACCGUACAGCCCAGCAGGAAGGGGCUGGUCCCGGAGUCUAAUCGGUAGCACUCUUAGCUGUGUUGCUGUAUGUGCAAUGCUGGAUCAUCCCGGUGUCAAAUGCCAGGUCAAAGAUACCCAGAGCAAUCCGUCCCCUUCAAGAUCUCACGCUCCAGACAGUUUAGGCGGAGCUGUGCCUGAGAGAUAUUACGUAGUGACAAAUAGUGAAACAGUCCAAAUCAAGUACUUACUGAUCUUUGCUGACAAAAAGGUGUCUCAAGGGUCAUCUACAAGAGUGUCGCAUCGUCAGAGAUGGAUACGAGAACACCUUUUCUCUCUACUCCUAGUUGGAUACAUUAUAGUGCUUGUCUUAGUUAGUUUUGUUAACUCCAGAUCGUUUCAAAGUAUGUGGCGACGAUAUGUUAAUUCUUGAUGAAGGCCUAUGUGUAUAGCUUCGGACAGAUUAAAAAAAACCUACAUGCACAUUGCACAUAGAGAUAAAGAGAGGUCAUAACAAGUGAAAAAAAGAGCUUUUACUGUGGCCCCAGUAGUGACCCUUAGACAAAUUGGGUCUUUAGCACCAAAAUUGGAGCUGUUAUUCUUAUGGGCACAAGAUUUUUACUGCAGCUGGCCGGGCCUGUGGCAGGAAGAAUUGUCCCAAGUCAGUCUCAAAUUAAAUUGUAACUUGACUAUUUUUGAGCGGCACAUUAGGGACUCGCGUACAACUUGUGUGGUCGUAUUUAUACACAACUCCUUUUGUGACAAAUCUAAUGAGGGUGUUUGAAGAUAGGAAUUGACUGAUAAGUUAUCAGGCAAAGACUGAAUUGUCCAAUAUUUACCAUAGUAAUUGCGGUGGUUGGAAACAUGAAUGAAGAUCAAAUUAUUGAGUGUGACUUGUAUUGUUGAGGUUAAGAUGUGUAGAGGCUGCAGAAAUUGUAAUCUUCCAUACUCAUUGUUGAAACCCAUUUUUUCUUGAUAUAUUUUUUCAUGCAUAGCAUAAUAAAGUUGAAUGGUAUUUUCGUUGUGAAAUGCACAGGAAACAGGUGAGAUUAGAAUAUAAAGAAAACAUUUUGAUUAGUUUGAUUGCAAUUGAAAAAUAAACAUUGUCAUUUUUAUCUAAAAUAAUUUUAGCCUUGCCUUUGUUUGACCUGUACACUGAAAUCCUGAAUAUGUGCCUUUUAUUUUUCCCCUCAUUGUUUUAUUUUGAAUUUGUUCUAAUUAGAAGAAAAAGAAGAAUCAAUGCUAUUAAAUAAAUCAUUUCCUGAAGUCAUUUUCUUUUCCUUUUUGAUCAAUUACAUGUUAGUGUUUUAGGAAAUUAUUUUUUAUAGCUUAGUCACAUUUUUCUUUAAAAAACAUUAGUAAUUAAUACAAAUUAGAAAUAUUCAGCAUAUACUGAGUGUACAGUUUAUAAUUUUCAAAUUAUAUAUAGGUAACUGAUUUAAUUUUCUAAUUUUCAGAUGUUUCUUUGAAAUCUAUAGUAACUAAUCUAUGAAUUUAUUUUUUAUUUUUUUCUAGUUUUGAUUUUUUCAUAUAAUUAGAAUUAGUUAUUGUUAUUUUUCUUUUGUAAACAAAAGCUAUUCCAACCAAUGUAGAUCUUUAUAUUUUGUUAUUUUUACCUGUUGUCAUGUUGAGCAGGAUUGCAAAUUGCCAAGUAAUUUCAAAUCACAAUAUAUUGUGCUGUUUUGAUAUAUGAUGGGCUUUUUUAAUUCUUAAAUCACUAUCAUAUUGUAGAAUAAAAAAAAUGAAAAUGGGUAGAAAAAAUGUGCGCAUUUAUGAAAAAUAAAGCUUUUAUAUUUCUAUGGUUGGAAAAUACAAAAGUGUACGGUCUGAAUUUAAUGCAUGCCAGUAUAUAUUGGGUAACCUAUAAAGGGGAUUUAUUUUCCUUUCUUUUCUUGCAUGGCACUUGUUCCAACUCUAAAAAUUGAUUACCCAAAACAAAUCUGAACCCACAUCCCCCAAAGAUCGAACAAUAGAGGGAUGUAAUUGACCCAAUAAAAAUCUGAAAAAAGAAGAAAUGGUUAUUUUAGAAAAGGAUGGGGGCCUGUUGCCCCCAUUCCCCCUGGAUCCACAUCAGUACUGUAAUUGUCGAAAAGUUAUUUGCCAGUCAAACUUGCUUAUUUCAAGUCUUCUGGGCAUAAAGAAAUACAUGUAGCUUGGACUGUGCGUGUUCAAAAUAUAGUGUUGAUGUACACAAUAGGAAAAAAAGAGUAGAUGUUCAACUAGUGGACACUAUAGACAACGAUUGUAUUAUCUUGUUAAGGUCAAGUCCACCCAGAAAAAAGUUGAUUUAAAUAAAUAGAGAAAAAUCAAACAUGAAUAGCGCUGAAAACUUCAUCAAAAUCGGAUGUAAUAUAAGAAAGUUAUGACAUUUUAAAGUUUCGCUUAUUUUUCACAAAACAGAUCUAUGCUCAACUCAGUGAUAUGCAAAUAAGAGAGUUGAUGAUGUCACUCACUCACUAUUUCUUUUGUGUUUUAUUGUUUGAAUUAUACAAUAUUUCAAUUUUACGAAUUUGAAAAUUAGGACCCCCUUGCUUGAACCACAAAAUGUUAAAAUAAUGGAAUUCCACGUGUUCAGGGAGGAAUGAAACUUGUUUCAUAUGACAAUGACAAAUAUUUCAUUUCAUAUUUCAUAUAAUAAAAUACAAAAGAAAUAGUGAGUGGGUGAUGUCAUCGGUCCCCUCAUUUGCAUACCGAACAGGAUGUGCAUAACUGUUUUGAGAAAUUAGGCAAAACUCAAAAUUGUUUAUAACUUUCUUAUUUUACAUCUGAUUUUGAUGAAAUUUUCAGUGUUAUGCUUGUUUGAUUUUUCUCUUUCUAUUAAAUUAAGCUCUUUGUUGGGGGUGGACUUGUCCUUUAAUUAACAAUAUUUAUUAACAUUGAGUGAUUGUACAUGUAGACCAAAUUUAUGAAGUUGUAUUUUUAAAAAAUUAUGAAAUUUUAUGUAUUUGAAUAUUAUUUGUCUUCCACUAUUUAAAAGAAAUACCUGUACUAACAAUAAAAUGUUUGAAGUUUAA